Molecule: messenger RNA, 7661 nt
Organism: Anopheles coluzzii
Lineage: Eukaryota; Metazoa; Arthropoda; Insecta; Diptera; Culicidae
Product: casein kinase I-like
Exons: 3
Coding region: 1620-3215 (531 amino acids)
Biological process (GO): peptidyl-serine phosphorylation; endocytosis; signal transduction
Cellular component (GO): cytoplasm; nucleus
Molecular function (GO): protein serine/threonine kinase activity; ATP binding
Source: RefSeq, a predicted model, not a curated record
AUGUGUGUGUAUGAACGUGUGCGUGCACAGUAAAAGCCAGCAAAAGAGCGACGAGGGGGCUAUUAAAAGGAGCAAUUUUUGACACAACAAAGGAAGUUCUCGGCUGGUCUGGAUUAAACGUAGCCCGUAGACGUGGUCCGUGCGUCUGUGUUGGUUGAUGUAGAGGAAGGGAGAAGGAAGGGAGAUGGGGGGGGGGGGCACAUCAUAAAGUGUAAAAUACGCAAUCAGCCUGGGCAGUAGUGUGCGUGUGUUACGGAACACAAGGCUUUCACAUGCGUACACAAACACACACACACACACACACACACACACACACACACACUAAAAUGCACACAGUCGCUGUCGGGUGGCAGUGCUGCCUGCCCUGAAUUACAUAUGCGCGCUGACUGCUGCAGUGCUGCCAGCAAUACACUUUGUUUCGAAUCUGUCACUGAACGUUGUCAAACGCGAGAUAGGAUUCGAAUGUGUGUGUGUUAUUAGAAGAACAAAAAGCAACGUUAGAAAAGGAAGCAAAUAUAUGCCCUGCGGGUGCGUAUGUGUGUACCGUUUGUGAGAGGAAAAGAGACAGAAGAGUGUAGAAACGCACACAGACACACACACACACACACGUUCACGCAACACACUCGCAUAACCCUGGGCGCCUGCAAGCGUGUGUGCGUGCAAAGUGUAGCAGUGUACGUGCAGGAAGCGAACGAAUAGAACGACGGAGCGCCGCCAGGUAGCGCGAGCGCUGACCAAGAACUGACCCCAACACGACGGCAGAAGGCAGGCAGGCAGGCAGUCAUAUCAUUGUAUUGCACACGACCGAGCGCACACGUUUUCUGUCCCGAGGAACCAUUUCCCAAGUCGUCUCCUCUGUCGCUUAUCGCUCUGUGUGCCCUUUAUUGUUGUGUUGUGCUUCAUUGUGCAGUGCUGUGCGUGCCUUCCCUCUGCCUGUGUAGAGCAGGGCCAAAGAUGGUGGCGGCCACCCUUGUGUGUCGAAGUCGUAGUCGUUGCUGGUGACGACAGAGUGUAGUAGGCGGCGCUGUGGUGUGGUGUGCUUCCGUGUGCCAAAGGGAGUGUGCGGAGGAGCAGCAGCAGCCCCGCUGAGAGCGUCAUGGCCCCAACCUCCCCAAUCCGUGUAGCGCUAGCAACGUGCGCGCACACCUGACACACACGGACAUUGAACAAUCGAACAAAAUGACAGCCAAACAACAAAGUGUACGCAACGCCACAAGCGCAAGUGUGCAUUUAUUGGCAGCGGAAAACGGGUUCUCUCUGGUGCGAUCGAAGUGAAAAAUCAAUCACCCAUCUUAGUGCAUGUUUAAAAUGUGUCACAGAUUCUUCUCUUCCUACUAAUGGUGUGAAUCGUCCAUUUUGUCCGUGAGACAAACGGCAGGGCAGCAGCAGCAGGAUCAUCCGCUCCGGAGCAGUCAAAAGAGCGGCAACGACGACGGGGCGAUCGCGAGUGGCAGGUGGAGGCGCGCAGAAAAGGAAGACUAAAUCGUAACAGCCCCCAGCAAAGAGGACGAAAAGCACGUGGCCGCGUAAACUAAAGCUUGGCUAAAGCACACACACACAUCCCGCUAACACCAGAGUCGUCCACUGACGCCACUGCAACCACACAGACACCACCAGUCAUGGAGCUGCGCGUUGGCAACAAGUACCGGCUCGGGCGGAAGAUCGGUUCCGGCUCGUUCGGGGACAUCUAUCUCGGCACGAACAUCUCCACCGGCGAGGAGGUCGCGAUCAAGCUCGAAUGCAUCAAGACAAAGCACCCGCAGCUGCACAUCGAGAGCAAGUUCUACAAAAUGCUCCAGGGCGCGGUCGGCAUCCCGACGAUCAAGUGGUGCGGCUCGGAGGGCGACUACAACGUGAUGGUGAUGGAGCUGCUCGGCCCGUCGCUCGAGGAUCUGUUUAACUUUUGCUCGCGCCGCUUCACGCUCAAGACGGUGCUGCUGCUCGCCGACCAGAUGAUCUCGCGCAUCGACUUCAUCCACUCGCGCAGCUUCAUCCACCGGGACAUCAAGCCGGACAACUUCCUGAUGGGGCUCGGCAAGAAGGGCAACCUGGUGUACAUCAUCGACUUCGGGCUGGCGAAAAAGUACAAGGACUCGCGCAGCAUGUCCCACAUCCCGUACCGGGAAAACAAAAACCUCACCGGCACGGCCCGGUACGCCUCGAUCAACACGCACCUGGGCAUCGAGCAGUCGCGCCGGGACGAUCUCGAGUCGCUCGGGUACGUGCUGAUGUACUUCAACCUCGGCACGCUGCCCUGGCAGGGGCUGAAGGCGGCCAACAAGCGCCAGAAGUACGAGCGGAUCUCGGAGAAGAAGCUGUCCACGCCGGUCGAGGAGCUGUGCAAGGGGUACCCGCGCGAGUUCAGCCUCUAUCUCGCGUACUGCCGCCACAUGGACUUCAUCCAGCGGCCGGACUACUGCUAUCUGCGCAAGCUGUUCCGCACGCUCUUCCACCGGCAGGGCUUCGUGUACGAUUACGUGUUCGACUGGAAUAUGCUCAAGUUUGGGCGGCCGAACCUGAACGCGUUCACCAGCAUGAAGCGUGGCCAGAGCCGGACACCCAGUGCCACCCAGAACGAGCAGCAGCAGCAGCAGCAACAGCAGCAGCAGCAGGUGCAACAGCAGCAGCAGGUGCAGCAGGUGCAGCAGCAGCAGCAACAGAAGCAAAUCGCCAACACCACCUCGGUAACGACGCCGUCCAAAGUGGCCGGUGGCGGCGGCGGUGUGGUAGUAGCCGGCGGCGUCAACAGCGUCAACAAUGCCAACAACAGCAGCAGCGUCGGUACCGCGCUCGUCAGCAGCCACGCGACCUCGGGCGGCGGCGUGGUCGGUGGCAACAGUGCGGCGACAGCGGCGGCCGUAGCGGCUGCCGCCGCCGCCGACAAGAACAAGGAAAUGUCGCCCCAGACGCGCCACCUGCUGCAGCAUUUCAUACGGACGGAGCUACAGAAGGGCCAGCCGCCGGGCGGUGCGGGUGGAAGCGUGCAGCAGCAGCAGCAACCGGGCGGCAUGGUGAUGGGCGGCGGACCACAAACGCUCGGCGGCCAGCCGUCGGCGCACAGUAACAACAUCAACAACAACAGUGGCGUCGGGGGCGGCGACCCGAGCGUGGAUGCGGCGGUGGUGGCAGCUUCCUUCUCGCGGCACGAAACGCCCGAGCGCCGCUCCUCGAUUCGUCUGCGCGGGCAAAAUCUGGACGCACGGAAUGCGGAAUAAUAUUAAAUGUUUCUCUAAUUUGUUUACUUCUAACCCGCGCGCGCGCACACACACACCCACACUGUGUCGAUGUUCAAACUCGACACGUUCUGGACAAACACACACAGAGGAAUACACACGUUCUAAAGAAGAGAGUAGAAAUCUGUUCGAAAUAGUUUUUGGUGAUGUUUUCCUACAAAUCAAUUGCUUUUUGAGUUUUUGAAUUUUGUUCUCUCCAUUGCUCCGUUGGGUCAUCAGCAUCUAUCUCCCGAACAAAAUAUCCCUAUAAAAUGUUAGGUAAAAAAAAAAAACAAUGGUCCAUUUCUCCAAACAGAUUCCAAACAAAUUUACAUCAUAGUAGGUAUCGAAUCAGAGACAACUCUCAAAACCAAUCACCUAGGUAACCAGUUAAACGCGCAAGCAAAGGAGAUAAACAGACGAGCUGUGGCUGCGGCAAAUGUGGGGUGGGGGAUAACAAGCGAACACACAAUUAGUGAUUGUGGAAUGAAGGAUGAUACCGCGUUUGGUACGAUAUUUGGCAUGUAUGGAUCAGUAGGGCUAGGACGUAAAAAACCGUUUUGCUCACCGCUUAGAAGCUCUCGCGCGUGUGUUGCUGUGAGCUGCGUGCGUGCGUUCGUGCGUGUAUGAUAGGAAGAGGAAACAUGAUGUGUAAGUAGCGCGCAUACGACUACGCUACAUGCCUAGCAAAACUAGUAAAACAAAGUAGAGAAAAGGGAAGUAAAAACGCGGCACACAUAAAUAGAGAGAGGAAGAUUUGCAAGAGAAUUAACGCUCGCGCGCCAGGACAAAGUCACUGUUCUUUAUUUUAAAGGCAUGUAGACUGAUAAUCCGAUCCCCCUCCAUAAACGUUUUGGAGUUACACACAAACAAACACACACACACAACCACACAGUUAAAGAGCAACACAGUGCUCUACUACCGCGCAAGGAUUAGAGGAGGAAAUCGCAUAGAAAAAAAGGGAAAAUCAAUCAAAUUAUGUGAACUUUUUUCUAGGUCAUACUCGCUUGUAUGUUGUUAUUUUAUUGUUUUCUUAUGUUUCGGUAAACUCAUUGUGAAGAGAGAGAGCGAGAGAGAAGAAAAAAAAACCAAUGCCUGUGCACGCUUCUGUUGAUUAUUUCCUUUACGUUUCCGCAUUGCCCAUACAUGAUCUUGUGCUGUCUUUUUGUAUCCUUCUAGCGUGUAUAUCACGCUUCCUUCUGGUAGAGUUGUGUGCACGCGGUCAAUUUGCGUCACGCUCACUUGAUCAUUUACCGUCAGGCAGGAACCGGACGGACAAAACGCGCGAUCCUUUUUUCGUUUUUUUUACGUUUUGCGCGCUUCGUUGUAGGUUUAUUAUUUGUUUGUUUUUUCAUGUGAAUGCAAUGAUCAAGAUCUUGCCACUGUUAAGAAGCGCAUUUUUUUUGCGAAGUUUGCUAAUGAAGAGCUUUCACUCCAUCUCCACCCACCCCCAAAUCACACAUACACACGCGCAUCGUCGACCAAUGCCAAUGAGUGGACACUAGAGAGAGAGAGAGAGAUGAAACGAAGAGAAGGGCCAGACAAGAGAAAAGAGACGGCAUAGAUAUUUGUGUAUAAAAGCAAGGGCGGGCCGAUGACGAUGGGAGCAAAGGAUAAUAGUAAUGUUUAAAUGAAUUUAGCCAGCCAAUCCUGCAAGGAAGAAGGUAGCCAACAGUGCAGUACGUGGCAUUACUGAUGUAAAAAAAAAGAAACCCCCCGGUGCAGAGGAUAUUUAGGCUAGCGAAAACAAUAUGUGUUGUGGGAAGGAAAGUAAUCUUUUGGGGUGUGAGUGUGGUGUGUCCAAUCGCCCCACGAAGAGCAGCUCAGUAUGUGGGGGGCCAAUUGGGUGGCAAUGUAGCAGGGGAGAGUGAGCAAAAAAGAAGACGCCGUUAAUGUGACAAGUGAUAGUGAAAAAUAUGAGGUGUGUCCGUGUGUCUGUGUACUACUACUACUACUACUACUACUAGUGCUCUAGCUCUAGCUGCUGCGCCUGAUGACUAUUAAGAAGAAGAAAAAAAAAGGAAAACAAAAGCUUUCUCUCUGUUCUCUCGAAAGUAAGUCUGUAAACAUUUGAAUGGGGAUGGGUGGAGAAGAAGACGGAGAAGAAAGGAUAUAUGGAGAGUGUUCAGUGUGGUGAAGGUUUAGCAAACUUUGACUGCGACACAGCCGUGCAAGCACAGCAGGACAGGAAGAAGAGAUAGGAGUGUUGCUGUAUGUGUUACACUUAUAAAUAGGCAAAAGAAUGCAAAGGAUAUAGGAAGUGAAGCCCACACCACGUGGUACGGUGGAUUUAGAAUAUUAAAGUACACGUGAAAGAUGAUACACAACAACAACACACUUAUACACGUUGGGAAGGGUGAAGAAGCUGCUUUAAUAUGCGAUCCCACAUUUCGUCUUGCAUCAUCUAACGUAUGAUCCAGUUUAGCGUGUUAUUGUGACUAUAUACUAAACCAGAAACUAAACACAAAACAAACCAUCAAAUGAAAAAAAAACAACUAAACAUACAACUAUACAACCUUUACACAGCCAGCGGCAGUAAGAGCCCGAAAUAGAAGCAAACUCAAACUCAAACUAACUUAAUCGUCAUCAUCCCCGGCUGUAGCGGUUUAAUACUAGGAACAGUACUGAAUAUCUACACCUACUAACGAAGCAGAGUGGAAGAGGGAUAAGAAAAACCACUUCCCACGCGUACAGCAACAAAAACAAGUAACAACAACAAGAUAACAAUUUACAGAAGAAAAAAAAACACACACAACUUAUACAUUAUAUAUACAUGUGUAUGUAGGUGUAAGGCAUAACAGAAGCAGAAGGUGUAGAAGCAUAAAUAGUGCAACGAAAAUGAAUUACUAGCAGAACAAACUGUUUUUUGGGGGCGAGUGGGGAUGAAAAAAAGCAUCGAUCCUACAAACACAAACCCCCGAGGCCGCCCCCCGGCAUAGUAAAAUGCAAGAAGAAAAAAAACACAUUAAACAAAAACCACUCGAUAAUCCCCUUCGGUGUGGUUUACAUUACGGUUACUUUAAGUUUAAUAAGUAGACCAAGGAGAAGAAAACAAAACGGAACGAAGGAAGAGGAAAUCGAGAAAUAUGAUAAACAAGAUGCUUUUUUGUGUGUGUGUGUUUGAAAAACAAACACUAGACGGUGGAAGCAAGCUAAGUAUGACGACUGCAAACACACACACACACACACAUGAUGUUGGUGGCGAAAAACAGAAAAUAUUGGGUUUAGAUUAAGGUGUGAUAAUGGAAGGAUGGCAAGGAAAUGAAAGGAAGCGAUGUGAAGAAAGCUGAAAGGAACGUUAGUAUAGCGCCACACACCUGUACUGCGAAGAAACACGCUGAAACAACUGAAAAAAAGAGAGAGAGAGAGAGAGAGAAACGAGAAGGGAAAGGAGAGGGAAAAAACAUAACGAAACACACACACACACACUCUCUCUCUCUCCUUCAAUGAACAGCUGCAUACAAUACACAAUACAUAAAUUACAGCAUAAAUAGUACGAUCGGGAUCGGGUGCCUGUGCAAUUGAUGGGUUUUCUGCAUGCGUGCGUGACGAAUGAAUGUGGUUUACCGUAUAUAAUUAAUAACAUUACAAAACAAUGGCGCCAGGACAGUGGCGCGUGUGUGAGUGGACAAGGAAGAGAACGUAAGAAAUGAAGGAAAGGCUGUUGCGCUGCCCACCACACGAGUGCUGUUGGGCGGCGGGAAAGGGUUCAGAUGGUUGAGUUCGUGUGUUGGAAAGGACGGAAACGAGAGGAGAAAAAAGGACAAGAAAAGGAAGUAAUGACAUUUAAGAAUAUUUAGUAAUUAGUAACCAUCGUAAAGUGAAGGAGAAGAAAACACACAUUACAAAACAAGAGAAACAAACAAACAAUAUACAUAAACACUAAAAAAAAACUAGAAGUGGAUAGAGGAAAACAAAAACACACUACUGAUAAAAAGAAAUGAAAAAGAAAGUAAAGUAAAACGGAAUGUGUGCACUUUAAUGUGCAAAUGGUAAUAGCAAAACAAUUACAGCAGCUACAAAACAAACAAACAAAAAAACAAAAAAAAAUGAUAAGGAUCGAAUACGUACACAGAAGAAGGAAGCGAGCGGCCCAAAAACCCGCUCAACUCCGUGGCUUGGAAUGAGAUGAUAAAUGGAGAAAGAGUAGAGAGAGUAGUAACGCUUGCUUGCAGGCAGGAGAGGCAACAUAUACAGACUCAUAUACAUUACCCUUUAUCGAGACGGAUCGGCAUCCAAGCCCGCGGAAUGGGAGAAGAUAAGGAGAGCGGGCGUGUUGUGGGUUGACAACAAUGGGACAACAACCGCGCACCACACACUCUCCUGAUCUUCAACAACGACCCGGACGCGGCUUGGAAAGGAAUGGGACACACUACCAGCAGAUGCAGAUGGGAAAACAGAAUGAAGUUUCGCUAUAACGAUUGAAGAGAAUAAAUCAUGUAAAACCGA